UUCGGCAAGCUUGACUUGACAACAUCGAACCAACAACCAACAAAACAACCACCAAACAACAUGCAGAAAUUCCUGGUAUUCGCUGCUAUCGUCGCCUGCGUGGCUGCCCACCCCGGCCUUCUCGUGGCCCAUGAGACCCCAGUAGUGGCUGCGGUCCACACUGCCCCCGUAGUCCACGCUGCCCCAGUUGUCCACACUGUUCCAGUCGUUGGCUCGAAGACCACCAUCACCAAGAGCAGCCAGGUCGUCAGCCACGGAUCCCCCGUACACCAAGUUCAUGCCGUCCACACCGUCCCCGUUGUUAAAGCCGCUGUCGUCCAUACUGCCCCAGUGGUCCAUACCCCAGUUGUCCACGCUGCCCCAGUCGUCCACGCUGUUGCCCCAGUCGUUGUCAAGUCUGCCCCCUCAGCGGUCUCCCACAGCAGCUCCGUGGUACAUCACUCCUCUAUCCCAGUUGUCGCCCUCCAUUAAGUUAUGAUAUAAAUAUAAACCGAUGCCUUAGAAUAAAUUGAAUACUUCCGAAAA
Melitaea cinxia (Glanville fritillary) is the source of this 525-nucleotide messenger RNA. Its product is annotated as larval/pupal cuticle protein H1C-like. NCBI's taxonomy places the organism in Eukaryota, Metazoa, Arthropoda, Insecta, Lepidoptera, Nymphalidae. The transcript is spliced from 2 exons. The record is from RefSeq and is a predicted model, not a curated record. Bases 61 to 471 code for a protein of 136 amino acids.